This is a messenger RNA of Halichondria panicea, 1132 nucleotides long. RefSeq names its product short-chain collagen C4-like. The coding region runs from base 208 to 1005 and encodes 265 amino acids. The transcript is spliced from 4 exons. The record is from RefSeq and is a predicted model, not a curated record. NCBI's taxonomy places the organism in Eukaryota, Metazoa, Porifera, Demospongiae, Suberitida, Halichondriidae.
AGGUCGACCAGAUCAUCGUACUUGAGUGGGCGUCGCCAGCCAUGCCAGAUCUGUCCGUUCUGCCACCACCAAGUGAUUCGAGAGAGGAAGGUGGCGUGUUCCUCUGGACAUGAUUUCCGCUGAAGAUAACUGUAUAAAAGGGUGAAGGGAAUCACACUUUGCACAGGCGAAGGCUCAUAAUCAAUAUUCUAGCAGCAAGAGAACACAAUGUACACGGUCUUCAACAUCGGAAUAAUUGCAGCAUUCUUUGCUUGCGCUUUAGCAACUUAUCCACUACAAGUUCAAAAUGAAGUUGAGAAUAAACAGACAGUUGGAGAUGUGAAUAGGGCUCUCUCCUACAUACCUCUUAUUGACAAACUUCGUGGUCGGCCGGGUCGUGAUGGUAUGCCUGGAAGAGACGGGUUGCCAGGAGAACAAGGACUGAGGGGACCCGCAGGAAUCCAAGGACUUCCCGGACCAGUCUCAGCUGGAGUGACCUACAUCAGGUGGGGGAGGACCACCUGCCCUGAGGCACUAGGAACGGAACUAGUUUACUCAGGAAGAGCUGCUGGUACUGACUACUUACACAAGGGAGGGAGUGCAGAGAAAAUAUGUCUACCUAACAAUCCGGACUAUCUUUCAAGUCCAAACGGAGUGCAAGGAUACAGUCCACUACAUGGAGCAGAGUAUGAAAUGUAUGCACCGCAACCACUCAACCUUUUAAACCACAACGUCCCCUGUGCAGUCUGCUAUGUGCCCACUAGAGCAGCCAUGAUUAUGAUUCCAGCCAAGACUCAAUGCCCCACCUCCUGGACGAUCGAAUAUGUCGGCUAUCUGAUGACUGAACACCACGGCCACGCUCGUUCAGUGUUCUCCUGUGUUGACAAAGAUGCUCAGAGCAUUCCCGGCGGGGUUGGUGAUGAAAAUGGAGCAUUAUUCUACCAUGUUGAGGCAACAUGCAAUGGCAUUCUCUGUCCUCCUUAUGACACAGAGAGAGAGCUGACAUGUGCAGUUUGCACCAAGUGAAACAAUGAUGUACAUGCAUGACUAUUGAACAAUUACAUAUAAUUAUAUAUACGUGUACGUGUAGGUUUGUAAGUUUGCGCAUGAUUUUGUGAGUGGAUCGUGAUUAUCUACAAUUAUAGGCCGGUGA